GGAGGUGAAUGCAAAUUAUGUUGAUAUCUAUAAAUCCUCUUACAUUGUAAUAUACCCAUUGUUUUGGGUAUUGGGUAUGGUUUCAUAGACGAUUUAUAGGAGACGGAGAGAAAAAGGAGCCCACAAGCUCAGGACAGUAGUGUGGUGGAGAGAUUACUAGGUAGCGCCGGGCAUCAUCGGAUCGAAGUGGACGAUAUUCAAUUAACUUAAAAUGGCGACUUAGACUGCUGCUCUGCUUCGCUUUCUAUUCCUCUAAUAUGGACCAUUCUGUUCCCAACAACUGCGAUCGAAAUGCAUGUUCUUCUUCGACGUGGACUCUCCCCGCCCCAGCCCUCUCUUCCUCUUCCUCUUCACCUCCCGACGAUAUCUCUCUGUUUCUUCAACAGAUUUUGCGGCGUUCCUCUUCCUCUGCUCCUCACUUCUCUCUUCUCUCUCCCUCUCCCUCCAUCUUUUCCGAGCUCACCUGCAACAUUAGAGCCUUCACCCCCCCAACCCAUAACCUUCCCCCUCCAUACGGACCGCCCAAUGCAGUGCCGGACGAGAUCUCCGCCGUCGAUUCCUCAGAACAAUUUGCUAAUUCCCCAUCAUCCGGUGUACUACAUGAUCCCUUGCGCACUUUUCCCACAUCCAUUCCACCCAACGCGUCUUCUACGUCGGUCGGAGCUAGUGAUCAUAACGAAAACGAUGAAUUUGACUGCGAAAGUGAGGAGGGUCUGGAGGCAUUGGUUGAAGAGCUGCCUACAAAGCCCAAUCCUCGCAGCUCUUCCAAGAGAAGCAGAGCCGCUGAAGUUCAUAAUUUGUCUGAAAAGAGAAGGAGGAGCAGAAUUAAUGAGAAAAUGAAAGCGCUGCAAAAUCUGAUCCCCAAUUCUAACAAGACUGACAAGGCCUCGAUGCUAGACGAAGCAAUUGAAUAUCUGAAGCAGCUUCAACUUCAAGUUCAGAUGCUGUCGAUGAGAAAUGGCUUGAGUUUGCAUCCUAUGAACUUGCCUGGAAGUUUGCAAUAUCUCCAACUUUCUCACAUGAGAAUGGACUUUGGUGAAGAAAACAGGUCAAUUUCUUCUGACCAAGAAAGACCUAACCAGAUCUUUCUCAGUUUGCCUGACCAAAAGGCUGCCUCCAUCCAUCCUUUCAUGUCAGACAUUGGAAGAACUAAUGCAGCUGAAACUCCAUUUGAAUUGGUCCCGCCCAUCCAGGCUCACCUAGUCCCUUUUUACUUGAGUGAGUCCUCCAAAUCUAAGAUUUGCAGCAGAGAUUUACUGCGAGAUGAUCACCAGGCGGUGAAUGUGAAUGUGAGCCAAUCGGAGACAACUCCCUUAGUAUCAUGCCCCUAUAACAUACCAGAGACUCCUGAUUUACAAGGAUUACAGAAUGGCCUCUCAGUGGAACCGUGCAUCAUUGAAGGAAAUCGGUCUGGCGUGCUUCUGAAUUACACCCCAGAGCACAGCCUCGUAUUCCCUUCCCCUUUUAAUGGCAUCAAACAAGAAGACCGACUGAAACAAUAGAGCUGCAAUGAUCAUCAACAUUGUUGACAUUUUCUGUCACCCUCCAUAUUCUUACUCUCUUCAAAUCAUUCACGGGCAUGGGGAAAAAUUGUUGCUUUGAGCUGCCUAAUUUCAUUGUGGAGAGAAUCUGCGCAGUUCUCUUGUACAAAUCUGCAUUCAAGUCUACUCAUUGAUUUUUCUCCAUCAUUAUUUUACGAGCUGAAUCGUUUUUUCCUCCCAUCUUUUGGGGCUUAGUUACGUUUCCUGUUUCUAAUAUAUGUAUUUGAGUUGGAAUUCGGAUUAGAUAUGAUGGUUUUUGCAACUAUCUUGUUCAGAUUCCCAUUUAUAUUAAAACUAUAAAUUGUAGUUUCUUUGUUAUGUAUCAAAGCUACGUGGUUUAAGAGUAUUACUAAGAAAAUAACUUGUUGAUGAA
Cucumis sativus (cucumber) is the source of this 1914-nucleotide messenger RNA. Its product is annotated as transcription factor SPATULA. The coding region runs from base 258 to 1502 and encodes 414 amino acids. Gene Ontology annotation, molecular function: protein dimerization activity. Gene Ontology annotation, cellular component: nucleus. NCBI's taxonomy places the organism in Eukaryota, Viridiplantae, Streptophyta, Magnoliopsida, Cucurbitales, Cucurbitaceae. The transcript is spliced from 8 exons. The record is from RefSeq and is a predicted model, not a curated record.